Molecule: messenger RNA, 1012 nt
Organism: Tinamus guttatus (white-throated tinamou)
Lineage: Eukaryota; Metazoa; Chordata; Aves; Tinamiformes; Tinamidae
Source: RefSeq, a predicted model, not a curated record
UGGCCAGUUUGCUAUAGUGAAGAAAUGCCGAGACAGAAGCACCGGCGUGGAGUACGCUGCGAAGUUCAUCAAAAAGCGCCAGAGCCGGGCCAGCCGUCGCGGGGUGCGACGCGAGGAAAUCGAACGGGAGGUGACUAUCCUGCAGCAGGUCCUGCACGCCAACAUCAUCAAGUUGCACGACAUCUACGAGAACAAGACAGACGUGGUCCUCAUCCUUGAGCUGGUGUCUGGAGGAGAACUUUUUGACUUCUUGGCACAGAAGGAGUCUUUGAGUGAAGAGGAAGCAACCAGAUUCAUCAAGCAGAUUUUGGAUGGUGUGAAUUACCUUCACUCCAAUAAAAUUGCUCAUUUUGAUUUAAAGCCUGAAAAUAUUAUGCUUCUAGACAAGAAUAUCCCUAUUCCACACAUCAAGCUCAUUGACUUUGGUCUAGCUCACAAAAUAGAAGACGGAGUUGAAUUUAAAAACAUUUUUGGGACUCCAGAAUUUGUAGCUCCAGAAAUAGUAAACUAUGAACCACUUGGAUUAGCUGCAGAUAUGUGGAGCAUAGGAGUCAUCACCUACAUACUGCUUAGUGGUGCAUCACCUUUCCUUGGAGAAACUAAGCAGGAAACACUUGCCAACAUCACAGCUGUGAACUAUGAAUUUGAUGAAGAAUUUUUCAGCAAUACCAGUGACCUAGCAAAAGAUUUUAUUCAGAAACUGCUGGUGAAAGAUACACGGAAACGGCUUACAAUCCAGGAAGCUCUGUCUCAUCCAUGGAUAACGCCAGUGGACAAGCAACAGGCUUUGGUACGUCGAGAAUCUGCUGUUAACAUGGAAAACUUCAAAAGACAAUAUGCCAGAAGGCGAUGGAAGCUUUCUUACAGUAUUGUCUCGUUUUGCAACCACUUAUCUCGUUCGCUGGUGAAAAAGGUCCUAAUACAGGAUGAAAGUUUGAGACACUGUGAAAGUGACAGUGAGGAUCUUUCACAAAGAAACGCCGCUCAGCAGAGGAGAAGCAGCGUAUCAUAG